Molecule: messenger RNA, 836 nt
Organism: Aricia agestis (brown argus)
Lineage: Eukaryota; Metazoa; Arthropoda; Insecta; Lepidoptera; Lycaenidae
Exons: 4
Coding region: 1-774 (257 amino acids)
Source: RefSeq, a predicted model, not a curated record
AUGAAGAAGUGUGUGCUAGUAAUGUCCUGUCAUGGGCUGGUGGUGGCGACGGCGGUGGCGCUGGCGCUGUGGGCGUCCGGCGCGACCGCAGCGGCGACGUACGACGCGGCCACGCCACACACGCCGCACAGACACAAAUAUAUACCGAUACAUGGUGAAAAGAACAGAGAAGACAUAUCUUUGACCACCGACGACGGGCCCCCACCACAAAGUUCCGGGAUGCCAAUAUCAGAGCUCAUACUGACGGCGCUAAGAACGGCGUUGGACGUGGUCAGGAACAUCAACAAGAGUCGGGCCAAUACUGUCCUACAGCCUGUCAACAACUCUACUGCGUUGAAGGUGCGUCGUACCAGGCCUACUCCCGGCGUGAGCGGCCGUGGGUUCGAGGACUACUACGACGAGCACCACGACCAUGACCACGAGACCACGACCACGGCCAAGCCCAUGAAGCAGGGCCGCUACACCGACCCCUGGGCAGGCUACUACGACUGGAUCAUCAACGAGGGCUCCUUCAAGUUCUGGAGCGUCUUCCAGCUUUUCACGGCCGCGCUGCUCCUGUACGCGUGUUUCUCCGCCAUCUACUACGCGAAGUUCAACCCGAUUCUGCCGGACUACAGUAUGGAGUACGAUGACUACUUUCUCGAGAGGACCGUCGGGAGGAAGGCCAGAAGCCUCGACUCCUCCGACCUACCUUCAGGGCUGAGCUGGAUCAACCCCACGACGUUUCAGUUCAUAUUGGACGCGAUAUCGAAGCAUUACGAGGAGUCUGAAUAGAUUAUAGGCAAAUGAAAUAGUUAUACAGGCGUACAAGGAUCUUUUGACACUUGGGUGACAUC